Messenger RNA from Eptesicus fuscus (big brown bat), 3206 nucleotides. RefSeq names its product 1-acylglycerol-3-phosphate O-acyltransferase 1 (gene AGPAT1). Gene Ontology annotation, cellular component: membrane; endoplasmic reticulum. Lineage: Eukaryota; Metazoa; Chordata; Mammalia; Chiroptera; Vespertilionidae. The record is from RefSeq and is a predicted model, not a curated record. The coding region runs from base 1366 to 2247 and encodes 293 amino acids. Gene Ontology annotation, biological process: phosphatidic acid biosynthetic process. The transcript has 7 exons. Gene Ontology annotation, molecular function: 1-acylglycerol-3-phosphate O-acyltransferase activity.
UAAUCCUCCUCCUGCCCCGCGCAUUGGGGAUGAGACAGAGUCCCUGUCCUCAAGCUGCUUCCAGACUAGAGAGGGAAACAGAAAUGCAGUGAGCAGUUAUACUCAGUGGUGUCAAGGUCAGUGGUUCCCAAACUCACCUGGAAGGCCUGUUAAAGCACAGAUUAAUGGGCCCAACACCCAGGAUUUCUGACCCAGGAGAUCUGGGGUGAAGUCCAAGAAGUUGCAUCUCCACACUUUGAGAACCGGUGACUGAGAUCCAAGUGUAAAGAGAAGUCAGGCCUAGCAGGCUUCCGAAAGACCUCCAAAGUGUCCACUGAGCCGAGUGAGGCAGGUGAGGGGUGGAAGGGCGUUCCGGCCGGAAGGAACAGCAUGUUCCAGGCACAGAGGCCUGAAAGGCCCUGGUGGGUCUGAGGAACUGAAGUAAAUCAGCUUGAGGAAAAGGCAUUUGUGGGCAUGUGGCCAAAGAAGUAAGCAGAAGUCAGCUUGUCAAGAAGGGCCUUUAGGCAAGACAGGAAAAUGCCCAGAUUUGCGUUACAGAAGGAUCUCUGGUUGCCCCGUGGAAGAGGGUUGAAGAGGGAGAGUUAGGAGCCUGUUGCAAAAGCCCAGAUGAGAGACACUGGUCCACACGUGCAGGGCCGUGGGAGGGGGCUCUGCAGCCGGCCGUCUGCUUUCCUCCACUCCCGUUGCCUUCGCUCUGGGCGAUGGGCUGGCCUUUGAGCACAGCCCUUCCUGUCAUUGGAAGGGAAUGUCUCGGGCCUUGAUCGGAUUUCCCUGAACACCGUUUUUGCGAAUUGGGACCCUGCCCCCAGCAGGGGGACAGCAGAGUGGAGGAAGAAGGAAGAGCCUAGAAGGCAGGUUCUGGGCGCCCGUCCGUCUUCCUCUUCCAGGGAAGGUGGCGUGAUGUCCCUUUUACUCUGCCCUCUUUUCACCCCUUCCCCUUGUCCCUGCCUGGCAGACUGCUGGCAGUGCCGCUGGAAGGGAGGGGAGGAGCGGUGGGAUUCGUUGGCCUGUCUGUGGAGGUAGGAUUGAUGGAUGUGGGGACUCCUGGCUUGUCCAUGGCUUUAUCUGGAAGGGGAGGCCGCGUGGGUGGAGAGGGAUAUUCUAGGUAUGCGUUCCCAAUCCUUCAUCUGUCACUGGAUAGGAUCGUAAACGUGUGUGUGAGUGCCCGUCCGUCUUGUGUGUCUGUUGCCUGCGUGACAGCGCCUUCAUUCUUGUCAGCCAGCCCUGAGAAUGUCUGUGGGUGUUGGUGACUCUCGCUGUGUCUGCUGUGUGCACCGAGGCAAUACGCAGACAGAUGGCAGGGGGCCUGCGGGGUGAGGGGCACAGGCCGCUUAGGUUGAAGCUAGGAAGUGCCUCUCAGGUGCUAUGUUACCUCAGGUGACCAGAAUGGACCUGUGGCCGGGGGCAUGGACGGUGCUGCUGCUGCUCUUCCUGCUGCUGCUCUUGCUGCUGCCCACCCUGUGGUUCUGCAGCCCCAGUGCCAAGUACUUCUUCAAGAUGGCCUUCUACAACGGCUGGAUCCUCUUCCUGGCUGUGCUCGCCAUCCCCGUGUGUGCCGUGCGAGGGCGCAAUGUCGAGAACAUGAAGAUCUUGCGUCUGAUGCUGCUCCACAUCAAGUACCUGUACGGGAUCCGCGUGGAGGUCCGAGGGGCUCACCACUUCCCUCCCUCACAGCCCUACGUCGUGGUCUCCAACCAUCAGAGCUCCCUCGACCUGCUUGGGAUGAUGGAGGUCCUGCCCGGCCGAUGUGUGCCCAUCGCCAAGCGGGAGCUGCUUUGGGCUGGCUCUGCCGGGCUGGCCUGCUGGCUGGCUGGAGUCAUCUUCAUCGACCGCAAGCGCACCGGGGAUGCCAUCAGUGUCAUGUCCGAGGUCGCCCAGACCCUGCUCACCCAGGACGUGCGGGUCUGGGUUUUCCCUGAGGGCACAAGAAACCACAAUGGCUCCAUGCUGCCCUUCAAACGCGGCGCCUUCCACCUGGCAGUGCAGGCCCAGGUUCCCAUCGUCCCCAUCGUCAUGUCCUCCUAUCAAGACUUCUACUGCAAAAAGGAGCGCCGCUUCACGUCGGGGCGCUGUCAGGUCCGGGUGCUGCCCCCAGUGCCCACAGAAGGGCUGACACCAGAUGACGUCCCAGCUCUGGCCGACAGAGUCCGGCAUUCCAUGCUCACCAUUUUCCGGGAAAUCUCCACUGAUGGCAGGGGCGGUGGCGACUACCUGAAGAAACCUGGAGUCGGCGAGGCCCGGCUCUGAGCUCCCCUCCACCCCCCCCACCUGCCAGCCCGUGGGCUCUGAAGCAGGACCAAGCCCUCUUCCUCGUCCCCCCCUCCCUGCUCAGUCUCCUCUUCGGAGUCCAGCUUCUGAAGUGAAUGUCUGCCCCUCCCCAGCUCCCCCAUGGACUCCUUGCCUCGGUGCAGCCUCCACUCUGACCCCACCCACCUCCUGUGCCCUGAGUCCUGGGACAGUGCCUCCCCCUCAUCUCCAGUGCUCAGCCCACACACAGCGGGAGCACUCCAUCCUGCCCAGUGGGCCGCCUUCCUUCGUGGUCUCUCCCUCUCCCCGACAUUGGCCAGUGGACUCAUCCAUUCCGUGGAACAAAUCCCCCGCCUCCACGCCCGUGGAUUCAGUGGACUCAUCCGUUUGCGAGGAGGACUCCAUGCUGGGCCUGGAAGCUGGUGCCUGGAACACCUCCCAGGCUCCUCCUGGGAACACUCCUCAGCAACGUCACCCUCCCUCCGGUGGAGCCUCCGUCAGGGGGCUGGACUCUUCUCACUCCGAGGUCUCAUUCCUGCCCGUGCCCAGGUGCCCAGGACUGAGCACACUCCCGGAUGCCAGUUUGGUCUUCACAUUUCUGCUCCCCCUGUUCCUGUGCCGGCCCCACCACCCCCUCAGCCCUGGGUCCAUUCUGGAGAGACAUGGGGAAGCGCACCGCAGGGCUGCACUCGGGCUCCCGCCGGGGAAGCGCUGACCCCUGGCUGGAGGGGAUGGGAGGGCUUUUAUUUAUUUCUCUUUCUUUUGAGGUUUCCCCCUUUGAGCCAGUUUUCAUUUCCUCCCUGUGGCAUUAGCCUCCCUGCCUCCCAUCCCGGACCUGUGCCCACAACAGGGAGGGGCUGGGAGCAAAGGAGAGGGUGGGACUCCGUUUUUCAUGGUUGGUUUUUAUUAAUUAUCUGGAUAACAGCAAGGAACCAAGAAUAAAGACAGAGCGAUCUGGA